Adelges cooleyi (spruce gall adelgid) is the source of this 3093-nucleotide messenger RNA. RefSeq names its product serine/threonine-protein kinase Nek8. The record is from RefSeq and is a predicted model, not a curated record. The transcript has 17 exons. NCBI's taxonomy places the organism in Eukaryota, Metazoa, Arthropoda, Insecta, Hemiptera, Adelgidae. Gene Ontology annotation, biological process: protein phosphorylation. Gene Ontology annotation, molecular function: protein kinase activity; ATP binding. The coding region runs from base 62 to 2599 and encodes 845 amino acids.
ACAACGACUUGUGUGUGUGUGUCUAAACCGUGUACUUACCGUCACUGAUAUUGCCGUCGACAUGGACUACAGUUUGUAUUACGGUGUAAAAUCCAAUAGGCUGUUGCUGGUCUCGGACAAGGCGCCCGGAUUCGUUUCGGCCGUGAAAAACACAUUGGCCGGUGUGUUUGUGGUCCGGUACAACUAUGACACAUCGUCGUUGGAUGACAUUAUUUCAAAAGUAGACGACAAGAUGCAACACCGGAAAGUUAAAAGUAUUGCCAUUCUUUUACACUCGGACGAAACCCAGUUUUAUGUUUGUGCAAUGGACCAAAAAGUUAUUGUCUUGAACAGUGAAAGUAUAUCCGACGAUCCGGAAAUUAGUUAUUUCUUCAAGUCAUUAUCGGAGUACUGCCAUCGAGGUUCGUCGAGAUUGGACUUUUUCAAUAGUUGUUUAGCAUCGAAUUGCGUCAAAUAUCAACUGUGCUCGGCUCUCCGUCGACUGACAGAAUGUGAAGUUGGUAUAUGGGGAGACCUAAUGGGCGAGGAGUCGUACGGAGAACUAUAUUUUAACAUAACAGACGUACGUCCAACUAAAACCGCCUUAGACGGAUACCAAAGGAUCAGAACUGUGGGAAAAGGAGCGUUCGGAGUAGCAACGUUGUAUCGGAAUACAAAUAAAAAUAUUUUGGUGGUCAUCAAACAAAUUAACAUGUUGGACAUGACAGCACAAGAGAGGCAAUUGGCAUUGAACGAGGCUAGAGUUUUAUCGUUACUUUGCCAUCCCAAUAUUAUUAGUUACUAUGGAAGUUUUGAAAUGGACGGAGUGCUCAUGAUUGAAAUGGAAUAUGCCGAUGGCGGUACUUUAUCAGAAUAUUUGGUCGGGCGUGGAACCAAUUUAUUACCGGAAAAACAAAUUCUAGAUAUUUUUUUACAAAUGUCAGAAGCCAUCAAAUGUAUACAUCAGCGUAACAUAUUGCAUAGAGACUUGAAGACGACAAACGUUUUUCUGACAAGAGACCGCAAAGUGAAAUUGGGCGAUUUCGGUAUUUCCAAGAUAAUGACUACCAAGUUACAAGCUCUGACAGUGGUCGGCACGCCUUACUAUAUUAGUCCGGAAAUGUGCGAGGGCAAACAGUACGACCAGAAGUCAGACGUUUGGGCGCUGGGUUGUAUAUUGUACGAGAUGACUAGCCUGCAACGCACUUUUGACGCUUCCAAUCUACCGGCAUUGAUUCAUAUAAUUACAAAAGAAGACUUUACGCCGAUACCGGCGUGCUACUCUUCGAACUUGAGGAAAUUGAUUAACGAUUUGUUGCAAAAAGAUCCUUGCCGUAGACCGAGCGCCAACGACUUGGUGAACAUCGUCCCGGUGUACAUGGAAUCGGAUAUCGAUUCGAAUUGGGCAGUGAACGACAAUGACAACGAAUCGUUUGGAAGUGACUCGCAAUGCCGGUCAGUGGUGUACCAGUUUUCAUCGCCAACGAGUAUUCAACCAAUUAAUUUGCCUUACCGCGUGCAAAUCGUUCAACUCGCCGUCAGCCAGACGCAUUUCGUCGCGCUUACCAACGACUGUUCGGUUUUCACUUGGGGCGAAGACAAACACGGUCAGUUGGGCCACGGCGAAGAGAACGCUUGGAAAAACGACCCUCAACGCGUCGUCUCGCUGUUGGACAAACACAUCACGCAAGUGGGCGCUGGGCUGAGCUUUAGCAUUUUCAUAAGCAGCACCGGCCUGGUAUUGACCACCGGCGACGGCAAAUACGGCGCUUUGGGUCACGGCGACUGGAACGGUGUUUGUAGACCGAAAUUAAUAGAGUUUUUAUUGAAACUAGACGUGGUGAAAAUAUCUUGUGGCAGUCAUCACGUGGCGGCCUUAACCAACGAAGGUCAACUGUACGCCUGGGGCCGAGGAAAUCACGGGCAACUCGGCGUCGGCAACCUUCAAGAUUGCUGUUUCCCGAUUUUGGUCAACUGGCCUUUCGACGAGAGUAUAGUUUCCAUACAAUGCGGUCCCGAAUGUACCGCCAUAAUUACCAACAGCCAAAACGUGUACGCUUGCGGGUUGAACAAAUGCAACAAGCUCGGUUUGAACCGACCGUCUUUGUUCAGUCUUAAGUAUAAAGAAGUGGCAUUCGAGAGUUUAUUGACCAAAGUGAAAUUGUUAGAUGGUUUAAGAGUCGUUCAAGUUUGUUUUGGAGAGUGUCAUAGUGCUGCGAUAACCACUCAAGGUCAAGUUGUAAUUUGGGGAAGCAAUAUUUACUCGCAACGUGGAAAAUCGAAUGUAUCUCAAAAUAAGGCCAACAUACUGCGUCUACCCGGUUACAGCAAAGCCCAGAUAAUCGAUUGCGGACCUACGUACACUUUAAUAGGCACUGACGAUAACGCGAUCGUUUUUUGCGGCACUCGUUUUAGUAUGAACAGCGACGCGCUGCCUCAAAAUAUGACAUCAAUGUUUACUUCGGAAGUGAUUUCCAAGCCAAAAAUCAUACUUGGAUUGUACGCGACGGACGACCAAAUCGAUAAAGGACAACUUCUGAUAUUAAACGCAGCGCAAGCAGUUGGACACAACAUUGUAUUAACAGUUGACACUUUUUUGAGAGUUUACAGCCAACAAUAGCUGAUGUUCGCUUUUAUUCGGUUUAAAUAUAAUAUGAUUGACAAUCGACCACUGUCAGCCAGUCAAAUGGUUAAUUUAAAACAAUUUUGCUUUGGUUAUAAACAUCAAACGUUUAUAAACCGAAAUCGAUCAUACAUUUUAACCCUUGUGUUACAAAGCAAAAUCAUAGUCAUGUUACUCAUGGGGAACUAUUAUAUUCAAUAGGGAAAAUUAUUUCCGAGAAAUUAACCCACCCCUCAGUGCAUCCAUUUAGUUUUAUACAUUAUGCUUAUGAGUUAUCACCCACCCCCUACUACGUAUACAUGUCGAGAAUCUGUCAUUUAAAAUAUAAAAUAAUUGUACACAUUUUUCAUUGAUUUCUGAUUUCUAAAAAUAUAUUUUUCCAAUGUGUUCAAACUCAAUUGUUAUUACUAUAUUAUAGUUAAAAAAUGAUGUUUUAGUCUUACAAGAAAAUAUUUUAUAACCGAAUCAAUAUUAUUAUAUCUACAGAUUGU